Messenger RNA from Capsella rubella, 1140 nucleotides. RefSeq names its product F-box protein At3g19470. Lineage: Eukaryota; Viridiplantae; Streptophyta; Magnoliopsida; Brassicales; Brassicaceae. The record is from RefSeq and is a predicted model, not a curated record. The coding region runs from base 1 to 1140 and encodes 379 amino acids. The transcript has a single exon. Gene Ontology annotation, molecular function: protein binding.
AUGAAGGAGAUAUCAAAUCUUCCAAGGGAUUUGGUGGAGGAGGUGCUUUGUCGAACUCCAUUGACAUCUCUGAGAAGAGUCCGAUCAACUUGCAAAAACUGGAACACUUUAUCUAGAUGUGAGAGCUUUGCAAAGAAGUACCUUGCUGGUCAAGCAAGGGAAAGAGAGUUUAUGGUGGUCAUAAUGAUGGAUUUUAGGGUUUAUUUGAUGAGAGUCAAUCUCCAUAACAACAACAACAACAAUCUCGAAUCAUAUCUAAAGUGUGAAGGUGAACUUAUUAGCUUAGGCGAUGAAGUUAAGAUAUCUCAAGUCUUUCACUGCGACGGUUUAUUGUUAUGCAUCAACAUCAGCGAAGAGAAGACUAGGCUCGUGGUUUGGAACCCGUAUUGGGGUCAUACCCGGACGAUCGAGCCCACACAUAACUUCCCAAGUAUCCAUAUGUAUUCUUAUGCUUUCGGAUACGACAAGAGCAGCAAAUCCCACAAAAUCUUGAUGUUUAUGAAUAUGCGUGAUGAGUUCAAUAUCUACGAUUUUAACUCUGAUUCAUGGAGGGUUCUAAAUGUCACCACUACACAUUGGACGAUAUGGUUUACUCACUAUGGCGUGACUCUCAAAGGAAAUGUGUACUUGUUUGCUAGAGAAAAAGCAAACCACUGUGAUUUUUUCUUAGUCUGUUUUGAUUUCACAAGAGACACAUUUGGGCCGCUUUUGCCUCUUCCGUUUGCUCAGUGUCUUAUACAUCGUGAUACCAUGAGUGUAUCUAGUGUUAGAGAAGAGCAGCUUGCGUUUUUGUUUCAUCCUUGGCAUACAUUGCGGAUGGAGAUAUGGAUCACCUCUAAGAUUGAGCCUCACGCGGUGUCAUGGAACAGCAAGGUGUUCUUAUCAGUGAGUAUAAAACAACUCAUUGAUCCUCAGUAUCAGUUUAAUUUGGGGAGUUUCUUUGUUGACGAGGAGAAGAAAGUUGCCGUAGUUUUUGAGAAUGGAUACAAGGAUACAAGGCGCAACAUGGCUUACAUCUUUGGAGUGGAUGGAUCCUUGAAAGAAGUGGAUCUCGGAGAAUCAGCAUAUGAAUAUUGUUAUCCGCUUGUGUGCUCUUAUGUUCCAAGUUUAGUGCAAGUUAACCAAGUGGUCUUGGUCUAG